This is a messenger RNA of Clupea harengus (Atlantic herring), 1451 nucleotides long. RefSeq names its product CKLF like MARVEL transmembrane domain containing 7 (gene cmtm7). The record is from RefSeq and is a predicted model, not a curated record. Gene Ontology annotation, cellular component: membrane. Lineage: Eukaryota; Metazoa; Chordata; Actinopteri; Clupeiformes; Clupeidae.
CCCGCGUCGAUCCAGGCCAUUUGCAAAAGUCAACAUUUAACUGUUAAAAGAAACUAUGUGUGCCCCUCCUCCCCACGAUGUGGUCACACCCUAUGGGAAGUUCGAGAGCACACCGUUACUGAAAAGGAGCGCAUUCAGCAGCGGAUUGCAACGCGAACGUAAAUUACUACUCUCAUUUAAUCGUUCAGUUUAGAAAUCCAGGAUGUCUCACGUAGUUACAACCACAACUACCACCACAUCAUCGUCGUCGGGUGGAGGUUUCGCAAAUCUGGGCUACACGCGUUCUGUACCAGGGCUACUGAAAAUCGCACAAGUGGUCACACUCCUAAUCGCCUUCUUGUGUGUACACUGCUCUAAGUACUGGACUGACUACUCAGCCUUGCGUUACUUCGAGGUGGUCACUCUCUGGUUCCUCAUAGCCUUCCUCAUCUUCUUCAUCAUGCACAUGCUGAGGCUUCAGAGCAAAAUCCCUUGCAUUAAUUGGACCCUGACGGAGUUCCUGCACUAUGUGAUUGGAACCAUCCUUAUCUUCAUUGCCUCCAUAGUCGUGGCCGUGAAGAACGGGGGGGUCUCCGCCCUAAUUGCUGGAUCAGUGUUUGGCUUCAUCGCUACUGUUCUGCUGGCCAUUAGCAUGUGGACCUCCUACAAAGUCACUUGUGGAUCCCAACCUACCAGUGCAGCAGUGUAAAAAAGGACGUGCCUCCAAGAAAUGAGAUGGCUCCAUUUUUUGGUUGUUACAAGAAAGCACUUCUACUGUUUUAAGAGCCUGAAAGUGUUCGCAUGCCAAGCUUAGCCAAAAACUAUUUUUUAUCAGCAUUUAUCGUGGCUAUUUUGAUCAGUGUUUCAAGCCAUGCCUUUACAAACGGAAAAGGAAAGGUUUUCAUUAGUAUUUAGUACCAGAGAUAUGCAAUUAGCAGUUGACUAUAUUUAUUUGGCCCUUUGUUUCCUUGAAGAGUUCCUACUGUAGUGACUUGGCUGGUAUAUGGACUUUCAACAGAAUUACUGAUCCCAUGUUAUGGUAAUGUGCCCUACUACGUGUCUGUUUAUAUAAUAAGUAAACUAAUACUAGACAAAAAAUGAAUUAAUCUCUACGUCUAAAUAAUAUGAAUUGAUCUCUAAAGUAAAUUUGUUUUCUAUAUGGUAAGUACUAUGUACUGCAUAUGUACUAAAUGAGCAAAGAAGUUAAACAACUACACAAGUGUUAGUUGCACAGGCACAGUAUUCAUAAUGUGAGACCAGGUUCUUGACUGAAUAAGAGUGAUUGUUUUAGAAAUAGUCUCAGUGGUUCAUUGGCCCUUGCAGUGGGCCAACUGUAGCCAUAUUUUUUUAUACAGAUUGAAUUGACUGUUAUGAUUAUAUAUGCUUUGGUUGUUAUUGUUAUAUAUGCUUUGUGUUGGUCCAGACUUGGACAUGCAGCUAUUUGCCUUUUAAAUGAAGUCACCAAUUUCAUA